GCAACUCUCUCAGCCCGAGGCAGCCCCUUUUUUUUUUUUUCUCCCCCGCGCGCCAAGCCGGCCUGAGCAGCGCUUUGCCCCGCUCCUGGAGCUCCGUCGAGGCGCGCGCCGCGGGAAAGGCUGCGGGGAUCCGGCGAGGGAGAACCGCGGGGGCGUCUUUGUAGGGGCAGCCAAGGGAGGAGGACGACGAGGAGGAGGAGGGGCUCGGCGCUUUCUCUCGCUCUCCAUCUCCCCUCACGCCUGACCUCCGCUACCCCGGCCGACUUGGGGCAGACUUGCCCGCAGAUUUGCCGGCAGGGCGAGGAGGGAACCCGCCCGUCGGAGGAGGAAGGCGAGCGGAUAGCAAGCGCCCCGACUGAGCGGAGGGUCCCGGCUCGUCACCGUUGUGGGGAGGAAAGGCAUCCGGGGAGCCGACGCGGGACCUUCCCUGGGAAAGAGGCGGCGCGGACUCCGUGGCAAGCCGGGGAGAACAUCUCCUGAAGAAGAUAAACUAAUCCCAGACACUGCUUUCCAUACCUCCGAAAAACCGCAGGACAAGGAAAGUUUCAUUUUUCCUCCGCGAGGGGAUUUUUGCUGGCAGGCUCUUGAAAAAUACAUUCUUUUCCCAUGGAUAAAAUCCUCACCUUGUCUCAAGACAUCUGGGAACUGCUUCACCGCCUGAGGAUGAAGAGCAAGUACGCCAUUCUUCUGGUCUUUGUGGUAGCCCUUGUCAUAAUUGAGAAGGAGAACAACAUCAUCUCAAGGGUUUCAGACAAACUGAAGCAGUCUCCCCAGUCCCUGCCGGAAGCCAACAGCACUGAUUCCGGGUUGAUGCCGCCAGAGAAUGGCUCCCUCUUGUCACUCAGCGCACUGGACCUUGCCUUCUCCCAGCUGAAGCACCGGUUGCAGAACAUCACUUUGCAGCUUGGGGGCACUCUGUUGGCCCCCACUCAAAAGACCCGGAAACAUGUUCUCCUCAUGGCCACCACCCGUACCGGCUCUUCCUUUGUAGGAGAAUUCUUCAACCAGCAGGGCAACAUUUUCUACCUCUUUGAACCGCUGUGGCAUGUAGAAAGGACGGUGUCUUUCGAAUCGGGCGGCGCCAAUGCGGUGGGAUCGGCCCUUGUCUACCGAGAUGUUUUGAAGCAGCUGUUCCUCUGCGACCUUUACAUUUUGGAAAACUUCAUCAUCCCAUUCCCAGAGGAUCACCUGACUCGGUUUCUCUUUCGGCGUGGUUCAAGUCGCUCGUUGUGCGAGGAGCCUGUUUGCACGCCCUUUGUCAAGAAGGUCUUUGAGAAGUACCACUGCAAGAACCGCCGCUGCGGCCCCCUGAAUGUGACCCUGGCAGUGGAGGCCUGCCUGCAGAAGGAACACAUGGCCCUUAAGGCUGUCCGAAUCCGACAGCUGGAAUUCUUGCGUCCGUUAGUCGAAGACCCCCGCCUGGACUUGAGGAUUAUUCAGUUGGUGCGAGAUCCUCGUGCGGUGCUGGCCUCCCGCAUGGUGGCUUUUUCGGGUAAGUAUGACACCUGGAAGAAAUGGGCUAAUGAAGGUGUAGCAACCCUUAACGAGGAUGAAGUCCAGAGAUUGAGAGGCAACUGUGAAAGCAUCCGACUCUCGGCUGAACUUGGUUUAAAGCAGCCGGCAUGGCUUCAGGGUCGCUACAUGCUGGUCCGCUAUGAGGACAUUGCCAGAUCCCCCCUCCAGAAAGCCAAGGAGAUGUAUAAAUUCACCGGCAUCGCUCUCACCACGCAGGUGGAGGACUGGAUCCGGAAGAAUACACAGGCCCCUCAAGAUAGCAAUGACAUCUACUCCACCCAGAAAAACUCCUCUGAACAGUUUGAAAAGUGGCGAUUCAGUAUCCCCUUCAAACUCGCCCAGGUGGUACAGAACAUCUGCACACCAGCCAUGAAACUCUUUGGCUACAAAUUGGCCAACAGCGCUGAGACUCUUACAAACAGAUCCAUUAGCUUGCUAGAAGAGAGAAGAAACUUCUGGAUCACGUAAAUCCACCACUUCAUUGGUGGAUUAUUAUUUUUUUUCAGUCGUGGCGUUCUUUGAAUUGAGAAAGAGAGAAUGCAAGAAUAUAUUUAUAUAUAUUGAGGAAGGAACACAUGGGCAGGAAGUGUUGGGGGAGAAGUUGCUUCCACUCAUCUCGAGCGAAGAGCUUUUGGCUUUAUCUGGAAACAAGCAUCACUUACGGGCAUAUUUGACGCUUCCAGGUGGAUUAUAAUGGGACCACAACACUGGCAUAAGGAAGUAUUCUGAAGCUAACACAGAGUGGAGGAUUAAACUCUGUGCCCCAGUUUCCCUACCUCAUGUCCACAUGCUUUCUGUCUGGAGAUGUUGUCUCUCACUUUCACCGAACAUCCAAAGAGCGUGAAUGUUUUAUAUUUAAAAUAAAUUUAUCACUUGGAAGAAAAAAAACCAUGGGCUUCUUGGCUUGCCGAGAACCUAUGAGAGAAGCAGAACGUUGCACUGAUCUCGUCUAAGGAAGCCUUAAAGAAUCUGUCAACCCGAUAUCUGGGAAGGGAAGGAAAGAAACUUAUUUAGCACAACUGAAAGAGCGAGAAAGCUGACUGCUUCAUGGGUAGACAGAGUGUGUUUUGUACACCUUUUCCCUCAGACCCUCAGAUAAAUUGAGGCCUUGUUUAAAUGGAGGAGGUGUGACUGGAGAAGAGAGAUGCAUGGCAUAGAACAGAGGUGGCUCUACCUGUAAGUAAGGAGACUUCGGGCCACACACAGUUUUAUGCACUUAGUAUUGUUUUUAUCCUAACUCACUCAGUGCUUUGAGAGAUUUAAAGCAAACAAAGCAAUGAAAUAUUCUAAGAGAAAGAGACUUGAACAUUACUCACCCUACAUCUGUGGACAUGAACUUUUCUUACGCAAUUAGUUGUUAUGCCGUCCAUUGGCCUUUCUUUUUUAAGUCUUUUUAUCUGCUUUUCUUACUUAUCUCUGAAUCAGUUGCACCAACCUUCAUCUGGUGUCUGGGACACUAAAGUGAAGAACGCCACUUUCUCAUCCAAUGAAAGAAAGCGGUGGCUUUAAUUGUAUUUUUCUCCUUCAUCCCUAUAAUUGUUUCUAUCCUUCAGUGUGAUGUUGGAAAUUGCCAGCAUUUCCCUUCUGUAAUUUCUGGGGAAAUGGUUUUUCUUCCAAACCACAUUUGUCGAAGCAGAAAGAGGAAAUCUUGGAAGGGAGAAAGCAGCUGGACUUGGUCAAGAGGAAGGCAGCAAAAAUAACCGGAAGAGAAAAAGGCCCUCUAGUUGCCACUCUAAUAUUCCUCUGACUAAUUUCCAGUGCUGGAUCAUGCAGGAAACAUCUAAUGAAUUUCAUUUAGCUGUUCGUCAGAAGCACUUAUGAACAUGGUAGAAGGUAUAAUUCCUGACUGGGAAUUUGGUAUUUCAUCCCGCAGUGGAAACCGUAUCAGAAUCUUGAUUGCCAAAAAAACGAAGUACCCACUAGGGCAGUGUCGGCGAACCUAUGGCACACGUGCCAGAAGUGGCACACGAGGUAUGUGUGGCCUUGCUGGCUCCUCUUCCGCGUUCCUGUGAUAACACGUGCGUUGGUCAGCUGGCUGUCGCGCACGUGGGAGCGGCAGAACCAGGAAGAGCGGUGUUCUGGCACAUAUGCAGAGGCCGACACCUGACCUUCUGGGUUGACCUUGCGUGCAUGCGCAAUGUCCAGCUGUUCGUCAGGCACGCUUCCAUGCCAGUACCGGGUGUUUGGGUGCCGGCUCACGCAUGCGCGAUGGACCGCCAGUCUUCCAGGUAUUGCCGCUCCCACAUGCACGAAGGCCAGCGGGGCCACGCAUACCUCGUGGGAUGGUUUCACGUACCAAUUCCGGCACGCGGGAACGUCAAAGCUUCGCCAUCAUGGCACUAGAGGGUAAUUCAAUCUGGUUUUCUCUGAACCUGAUUGGAGUCCAAUACACACACACACACACACACACACAUUCCCAGGAAUUUUAUCUGAGUGGUAACAUUUUCAACAUAUUCAAUUCUGGGAAGGGUUGACAUGGAUUAUCACAUCCCAUUUUGAGUUAAUAAAUGGAUAGAUUAAUAUCAGGGACCGAACACAUACACAAACAAAUAUUUGUCACCUCUCUCUGCAGUUUCAUUAACAAUCAGAGUCACAUGUGACUGUCUGGCAGUGCUAAUUUAACACCUAACCUCCACAUUUUCUUAUCUGUAGUGAGAAGAACGUUUAAUGCUCCAGCAGUUUUCCUCCUUUUCCCUAACAAAAAAAGACAAUCCUUUAAAUAACUUAUUUCUUCUUGUCCAUGGAUCACUGCUGUGAAUAGGCUACCGCAUUUGUUUUGAUACACUGCGAGUAACAAAGAUCGAUAUGCCCAUGAUUUGGUUUCAUGGCAUUGACGGAGUGAGCAGGAAUGGGCUUUGCUUAGAUGUGGCAAGAAUGUGUAAUCACGAGUAUGCCUUUCCCCUCUUUGUUUCGCCUGCAAGGACGAGUACCAGCUUCCAAACAGGGUAUGAUAAUGCAGAUUUAUCUCUGACUAAACCAGUUCUGAGAUACCAUUAAUUUCCUCCAAGGUGCCAAAUCAGAACUUUUAAGGCUGUAUGGCCCCACUGCAUGUCUGAAUUGCAGACAAAGCUGGAUUGUUUACGAAAAAAGUUAUCAAGAAAGAAAAAGAUGGAGCAUCGGCUAACAAUCCCACAGUUGAUUCCAGCUUAUGAUUUGAUUUUCCCACUUACAUUAGUGGUGCCAUGUCUCACAUGAUUCAUACACUGUGUCAACUUACCCUCAAAUAUAAAUCAUACCAGUCUUUCACUUAGUUAGUUGUCCCAUCUCUCUUAACCCACGGCAAAGAUGUCUCAUCCCCUUGCACCACAAGUGUACUCUUGCACAUACCUUUGUGUCUCUGACAAGUCUUUUGAUAUCCCUCUAUAACCAGUGGUGGGAUUCACUUAUCUUCCCUAUCGGUUCGCAAAUGUGAGUGCGCUCACUCCGCUCGUACGCGGAUGCGCACAGGCUUCUGCGCAUGUGCAGUAUGCACGUGUUACGUCAGGUAGGGUGGGCGGAGCCUCCUGCCAUCGCCACUACCGGUUCACGCGAUCCGGCUGAAUCCCACCACUGUCUAUAACCUUGGAUGAGCUCUUUUUCAGAACCACAUCGAAUUCUCUUAAAGGAAGCGUGUUGAAAUAUCCCUAACUAUCCUACAAAAACAUUCUGAAUUAGAUGUUUCAACCAGCACUGUAUUAGCUGCACAAUAGUGUUUUUUUUCCCCCUUUGUGGUGGACUAUUCUUACAUUUCUCUGUUUGGUGGCGACGCUGGUAGAGCUGGGAAAUUUAUCUUAAUUUUAUUAUGAUUAUUUAUGUGAAAGAGCUGGGCUGGAUUAAAAAAAAACCCCAGCAAAUUCCUGCCUUAUUUUGAACAUUCUGUUCUUUUCUUUUUGAAAGCUGUAAACUCUGGGGUUCGUUCAUUUAUUUAUUGUAUGGAGAAGAUAACUGUUGCUUUGGUAGAAGGAAACAAAAUUGCACAAAAAUAAAUAAAAACAAUUUCCCCCAAGAAUCGGAGGUCAACUUGAUUUUCCAAAGUAGGGGGGUCAAUUUAUUUUCCAAAGCACCAGGGGGCAGGACAAGAAGCAACGGAUGAAAACUAAUCAAGGAGAGAAACAACCUGGAAUUAAGGAGAAACUUCCUGAUAGUGAGGACAAUUAGCCAGUGGAACAGCUUGCUACCAGAAGUUGUGGGUGCUCCAUCACUGGAGACUUUUAAGAAGAGACUGGACAGUCACUUGUCAGGAGAGGUACAAGGUUUCCUACUUGAGCAAGGGAUUGGACUAGAAGACUUCCAAGGUCUCUGAAUUGAAGAAAAAAAAUUAAGGUGAUUGCAGUUAAAUAAUUUGCAUUUAUAUUUUUCCUUUUUAAAAUGCAACUCCUUUAAUUUUGAAGAAAGAUUUUAUUUAAAAGAAGGAACAGGAUAGGAAACAAUUUCAUUCCAUUAUUCCUGUAUAAGCUUGGAGCAUUACACCUUGGAGCACUGUCUUGGAAACUGAUUAAAAAAGCGAUAUGCCGCCCUAAGUAAUAUUUUAAUUUAUAGACCGCCCUUCUCCCGAGGGACUCAGGGCGGUGAACAGCCAGUUAAAAUACAGGAAAACAGACAAUAUUAAAAAACAACCCUUAAAAAACUCAUUCAAUUGGCCAAAACUAAAACACAAUUACACCCUAUAAAUUAUUAAAAAUUUAAAACCCCAAUUAAUCAAAUUAAAAAAAUUUUUUUAAAAAAUCAAGCCUGUCCAGCGAGACGGAACAAAUAGGUUUUAAGUUCGCGGCGAACUUAGUAUAUUUUCUGGAUCCUCUCUUCAACAUAAACUUUUUUUGCUGCACAGAAACAAAUGAUUUAUUUUUUUUUCCAUAAAAAGAAAAAUGCGCAGCUGCAAUCACACCAACAUUUUAAAGAAAGUAUGCCCAACGUAGUGCGUAGAAUAUCCUUUUAUUCUCUUUUAAAAACACCCUUAACAUUUAAUGAAGGUUGGAAGAAAGGAACGAUAUUGCGUGCAGUUAUAUUCCACCAGCACCAAAACUCAACACACAUUUCUGUAUUGAAGCCAGCAGGCCUUACGUAUCCCUGCAUUUGCGAGGUUUGUGGUCAGACUCUAUUUAUCCUUCCCCUAUGAGGGAUUGGUUGAUCUGAAAUGAAAUGAUCUGUGUUUUGUAUAUGGUUUCGCAUGCAAUUGGCAAAGAUCAGCUGGCAGCCAGAAUCUAGACUGCAUCUUCUAUCUCUGGACAGCCAUCUUGCUAAUCCUGAAACCAAUUAAUUCUAAUUCCCCCUUCUGCAUUUUGGCAGACGCGGAAGUUUUUAGUUCUGCAAGACUGAGGGUGUCUUUAUAGAGAUUAUUUAUUUAAGUUUAUAUGGAUACUAUGCAGUCAUACUGUAUGAAGUAUGUAUGUGGGCUUCAACGCCAUAAUCCCUGGCAGUAUUCCUAAUUCCAAAAAGGAUGGAAAACAAGCCAAGCCUGGAAUCCGGUCUCAGGGUAGGAGCAGCAGACCCAUAAAGGGAUACUAGAGGCAUUUGACCUUCCUAGAACAAGGGUAUAAUUCAAAGGAAGACUUUUAAAGAACUUUAGUGAACAUAUCUCCACUCUGAGAAAGAGGGAAGGAGGCCCUGACCUUUUAAAAUAAAAGCCAAUAGCUUUUAGUCUGCUAAAUUAUAGCAAAGCAAGUUUUCCAACAUCUUCCAUCACCACUUUGUUUUUGGACAGUUGAUGCCCUAACACAGUGUUUCUCAACCUCUGCAACUUGAAGAUGUGUGGACUUCAACUCCCAGAAUUCCCCAGGCUGCAUGAGUCCCCAUCCAUUAUAGACGCAUUUGGAUUACCAUACCUGGUCCAUACAAAUUGGAACGGGCAGUAGAUGGCAGCAAAGGAAGUUUUCUCUAUCUAGUAUCCAUGACCUACACCAGGGGUGUCAAACUCAAUUUCUUUCAGGUGCCGCAUCAGGGUUGGGUUUGACCUUGGGGGUGUGUGGCCAAGGUGGCCGUGGCCAGCUUGAUGUCACUUGUGUCAGGGCGCUCAGCCAGAGAAAACGGGCUCCCGAGCUUCCUUUUCGGCUGCAACAGCCUCCUGUGCCCCUCUGCCAGCAAAAAUGAAGCUCGGGGGUGUGUGUGGAGCCCUUCCGGCCUCCAUUUUUGCUGGCAGAGGGCUGUUGCAGCUGAAAACAGCCUGGCCAGGCCUCACACAGCCCUCCCGAGUUCCGUUUUCACUGGCAGAGGCACCGUGGGCUGGUCUUUCGCUGUUUCCAGGGCAGACCCGUCCUACACAAUCUCCACAAACUUUCAGAAUACCAGUGAUGUAUGGACUUAAGCCACUGAAUUCUGAGAGAUAAAGUCCGCACAUCUUGGAUUGGCCAAGUAUGAGAAAUAUUGUAGUAUACAGCCCACGUUCCUUUUAAGAGCUGAGAGAUAGGGGUACCAUUCCUCCACUUUCUCUUCUUGGAGUGUGAGUGGACUCCCCCCCCCAUUUUUACCUAGUGCAUGCCCUGUUAUACAGAUAGUCCUUGACUUACCACCAUAACUGGGACCAGAAUUUCCAUUGCUAAGCAAAAUGGUUACUGAGUGAGUGGUGCCCAAUUUUACAACCUUUUUUUUUGACACGGGUGUUGUUGUGAUCCAGACCCCAGUAGGUAUUAGGAAACUCAGUCAGUGUAAAAACAAACAAACUUUAUUUGAACAGCUGAGAAUUUACUCAUUCUCAGCGUAGUUCAACUAAAUUAAAGCAAAUUCCUCCCAACACAAUUCCUCAAUCCUAUCACCAACCUUGGUCCAAUUAGGCAAACUGCCAAAGGCCUUUCUUGGCAAAAGUUCAGAAGUCAUUGAUACAAAAUAAAUGCAACAAGACGAAGCUAUCAACAGUGUUUUCCAGCAAAGAGCCCAAAUGCCAUUGCUGGUCUUUAAAGCCUUAUGGAAGGGGCCAAUCAUCUCUUGGCCCUACUCAAGCAAAGAGUUGUCCUCUCUGCUUGAGCUGCUCUUAUCUUCUGGCAGCUCUUCUCAUGUGUGCAUUAGGAACAGGCUCCUCCUAUUCCUCUGCCUCACUACUGUCAGUCUCUGGAGGCUCUGGAGUCCACACCUCACGCCCCGAAGGCCAUGGCCCCCCCUCAGCCACCGACACAGAGCCCUCAUCCGGGCCUUCCCCAGCCUCCAGGACUGGCCCACGCUCUUCCUCAGCCUCAUCACUGUCCGAGUCUGUUGCCAGCUCCGCAGGCUGCUGGUGGACCACAACAGGUGUUAAGCAAGUCAACUGUUAUUAACUGAAUUCUACUUUACUCAUUGACUUGUCGGAAGCCAGCUGAAAAACUUGCAAAUGGCAGCCACAUGAUCUCAGAAAGCUGCAACUGUCCUAAGUAUGUACCAGUUGCCGAACACUUGACUUUUGAUCACGUGAGCAUGAGGGUGCUGAGACAGUCCAAGGGCCAGGCCCAAGUCACUUUUUUCAGUGCUCUUCUAACUUUGAACACUUGCUAAAUGAAUGAUUGUAAGUCAAGGACUACCUGCAUCCUAUGUCAGGGGUC
Messenger RNA from Ahaetulla prasina, 8999 nucleotides. RefSeq names its product carbohydrate sulfotransferase 3 (gene CHST3). The coding region runs from base 607 to 1983 and encodes 458 amino acids. The record is from RefSeq and is a predicted model, not a curated record. NCBI's taxonomy places the organism in Eukaryota, Metazoa, Chordata, Lepidosauria, Squamata, Colubridae. Gene Ontology annotation, molecular function: chondroitin 6-sulfotransferase activity; N-acetylglucosamine 6-O-sulfotransferase activity. Gene Ontology annotation, cellular component: Golgi membrane. The transcript has 3 exons. Gene Ontology annotation, biological process: N-acetylglucosamine metabolic process; carbohydrate metabolic process.